GGGCUCCCGAGCGACGUCAUCAUUUGUAGCUCGUAUCAACCAAAUCGCCAUAGCAGGCAGCACCUUCAACCCUUCACUCUCGACCUAAUUCGGUUUCGUCUUCUCGCGUCCCUCGCCAUGAGGACGAGAAACGCCGACGCGCCCAAGCCGGCCGCCCCUAAAAGGACGCUGCGGGCAAGGAAAUCGGCCGCUAAGGCCGGCCCGGGUCCGAGCUCUGACCCGAACGACGCAGCGGCGGGCUCGGCGACGCCCCAGGUCGGCGAGACGAAGCGUGUCUCCGCCACGCGGGCGAGGCAAGCGAGGAAAACCGCCUCCACGCCGGCUAGGAAUGAGAAUGAGGACCCUACAGCCGAACCUUCGCGAGCUGAAGAAGUAGAAGCAUCUGCUAAUGCUGCUGCCGAAGUGAAACCAGUGACAAAAGUUAGGACAACUCCGAAGUCGACAGGGAGGAAAACAGCAGGACGCACUAAGUCUCCUGCUUCAACCAAAGCUUUGUCCUCUCAGAUGCCGAAGUCGCUUGAAUCUGUUGAAGUUCCUGUAGAGGAGACUUUUGAGGAGAUGGUGGUAUUAGCUGAUGCCCACGGGGAAGAUGAUAACUCAAAAAUUGAAUGUGCGCCUAAGUGUGUUGAAGAGCCUUUAGGAGGGGAAAAAACUGAUUUGGCAAUGGUUGAACCCCCCGAAGAUGUCAUUAAGCCGGUGGACAAGGAACAGGCUCUUGUACAAGUGGAAAAAGCUGCUAUUGAGGAUGGUGGGCAUCUGGUGGAUAAUGUAAAAUCUCCACUUGCCAAUUUUACAGUAUUUCAUGAAAGAGAACAAAUGCAAGUGGAAGUUGAAAUAGCUCCUCCUCCUGGUGGUGAGGAAUCUCUUAAGGAAGAGAUAAAUGCUGAAGCGACUUCAAAGCCAUCAGAUGAUCGUGAAGUCUGUGAAGUGAAGCAGGGAGAGGAAGUUAUUGAAAAAAGAGAUUUACUGAUCGGAACUAAUGCAGGGAGUGUAGAGAAAUCCCAAAAUAUGAAAGAGAAUGUCCAGGAGAAGUUUCAAGGAGAUUGUUUGCAGACUAUAGAUGAUGACUACCGGGACGAUGAUGAGGGAAUGGAGGAGUAUGGUGAUCGAUUGGACUUUGGAGAACCUGGAGAGGAAGACAUUGGUGAGGAUGAUGGAGAUGAACCUGCUGAAGAAGCAGACACUUUAGAAGAGGAGCAUAAGGAACUAUCAGCUAUUGCAAAGGAACAAAAGAUUAAGAAAGAGCAUGAAAUUUUUGUUGGUGGUCUCGACCGUGAUGCUGUAGAAGAGGAUGUGAGGAGGGUGUUUGAGAGGAUUGGUGAGAUAGUCGAGAUCAGGUUGCAUAAAGAGUUUUCAACCAAUAAGAACAAGGGAUAUGCCUUUGUUAAGUUUGCAAACAAGGAGCAUGCAAAGCGGGCCCUGGUAGAGAUGAAGAAUCCUGUUAUUCGUGGAAAGAGAUGCGGCACUGCACCCAGUGAGGACAAUGACAUAUUGUUCCUAGGAAAUAUCUGCAACACAUGGACAAAGGAAGCUAUAAAACAAAAGUUGAAGGAAUACGGUGUUGAAGGGGUAGAGAGCAUAACUCUUGUUCCGGAUGCUCUACGUGAAGGGUUGAGUCGUGGUUUUGCAUUUCUUGAGUUUUCUUGCCACUCUGAUGCAAUGCUAGCAUAUAAGAGGCUUCAAAAGCCUGAUGUUGUUUUUGGUCAUUCAGAGAGAACAGCUAAAGUUGCUUUUGGCGAACCACUACGUGACCACGACCCGGAAGUCAUGGCUCAAGUGAAAUCGGUUUUCAUUGAUGGGCUUCCUCCUUAUUGGGAUGAGGAGUGUGUAAGAGAGCAACUUAAAACUUUUGGAGAGAUUGUGCGUGUGGUCCUUGCUCGAAACAUGUCGACUGCUAAGAGGAAAGAUUUUGGGUUUGUUGAUUUUUCUAGCCAUGAGGCAGCUGUUGCUUGUGUUGAUGGAAUCAAUACUUCAGAGUUAGGUAAUGGUAACACAAAGGCUAAAGUUAGAGCAAGGCUUUCCAAUCCAAUGCCUAAAACUCAGGCAGUGAAGGGUGGAAUGUCCGGUGGAUUUCGAAUUGGUCGCGGUAGCGUUAGCACUGUUCCAAGACAUGGAAGGGGAUUUGGGUGGGGAGGACAUUCAUACAACAGAGGGAAUUACCAUAGCUGGAAUUUCCAUCAACGUGGACAUGAUCAAAGCAGCAGAAUGCAUUUUAGCUAUGACCACGAGUUUGAUAAUCCAUACUCCGAUUUUCACAGGAGGCAAUCUUCUGGGGGAGGGGGAAGAAGGGGCAUAUCACGAGGUGGUCAUUACAUGUCUGGUCGUCAUGUCCCUGUAGGCACGUCUUCGAGACCACCUAUUGACAGACCAUGGCGUGGUUAUCCCGACAGAGGCCCUGGCAUGCAUCUGCCUUCUAGGCGGUUACCUUACUCUCCUGAAGAACAAUACAACGCACAUUUUGAGGGCAGGCAGUUUGAUGACCACCACUUCUAUGAUAGUGGUGCCCAUGGUUUGAAGCGUCCCUUUCCUAUGACAGAUCAAAAUGCGGAUUACAUGGAGCCAAGUAGAGUACGUCCUCGUUUUGAUUUUACGGAUUCUUCAUUACCACUGCAUGGAAGUGUUUAUCGUGAUGCUUUUGGAGUUGGAAGUGGGCCCUAUCCACAUGAUUAUUAUGGUUCUGAUCAGUAUGGUCGAGGUCCGUAUCCAUCUUAUUAUGGGGAUGAUCGCUCUUAUGGAGGUGGCUACUACUAUUAGAUUCAAGUUCCAAGGUAAGUUUGGAAAUGCAGGAAAUGCUUCAUGGUAAUGGAGAAAGGUUCCCUGUUGCGAGAACAUCUAAGUUUGAUUACCUUUCUCCUAUAGGAUAUAUUGCUUUAGUCUUUUACAUCACAUCUACUGUCUAACAUCUUUUCAUAUCUAUCCGCAUUUCGUCAGGGAUUCCCUAUAGUUGUUAGGUUAUGUCAAGACUUUAGAGUCUUUAGAUAAGGUGGCUUGAGGAUGGGACCAAAUAAGUGAUAUCUUUUUGUGUGAAAGUAGAAAUGCAUCCUGCAUUUGCACUACGUAUGAGGAGUUUGAGGUCUUCUACCACUUGAAGUGCAGAUGUUGUACUAUGCCUCAUGGAUAUCAUGUACAGCUGGUCAUUUUUAAUGUCUUGGUUUAAUGAAAUAAAUUGAGUGAAUUUAUUGGCAGUCCGAAGUUUUGGGAGUUCAGUUUAAUUGAUGGGGAGCUGAUUUUAUAGUUAAUGAUUUUGGUGGAGACUCAUCUAGAGACAAUAUUAGCUGCUUUUAAGGGAGCUCAAUUAGGAUUUGAAUUGUGUGCAAUCGGCGGUUAUUAUGAGUGAAUACAGCAAGGAUUUCUUGCUUGAGGUGACUUCCUCCAUCAGCUUCAGGGGAUCAAGUUGUUGCCUCCAUUAAAGAUGGGCAGGUUAAAGCAGAAAUUUUGGUAAUGUACUCCAUAGGCAAUGGUGCUCCAAACAUUAGUUGGUUAAGUUUUCAGUGUAUAGCUCAGAAUCAUGUCAACUAAUGUAUCCGAACUUCUUAUGGUUUCUGAAUCCUUUGCCAUUUGACAUGGAUAAUUGCAUGAGCGUUUUAGGUGGAUGCAGAUUCCUGGGCCCAUUGAUUUUGGUUCAUGGAUGUUCUCUCUAAGCAGAAUAGUAAUCUGAUUCAGUGGUCUGUUAUUCCAUUUACUUCUGUAUGUUACGUAUUUACUGUGUAUCUUUCAUGGGAAUAUAUUUCAGUAGAUGGAAAAGUCUGCUCGGGUGCCUUGGAGUUUAGGAGCUACGAAAGUCAGUCAUGUGCUAUGGCUUAUGCAUUGGGAUUUAGAGUAGUUGGAGAUUUUGAGAAAACCUUGUCUCACCCAUUCAUUGUGGGAAUUGGGAAGAAAUAAGGGCAUAAAGAAUUUGGAGAAACUUCUAAGCGUUACGUUGACAGUGGGGUAUCAAAUGCCACGAAUUUGCAAGUUUAAAGUUCUUUCAUGUGUGAUUGUUCAUCUAUAGGUUAUGAUAUGAUUCGGAGGUCACUUGUAAUGACUCUGCAAACUUUGAAGUUGACUAUCAUUGGUUUGUCGAUGACAAAGUCCUUUACACGAGAUUUGACAUGCUCAUUAUGAUGUGAAUGGCGAUAAUGUGGAACUAGUUUGAGUUUGGGUUUUUCUAUAGGAUAGAAGUGUUUGUGCUGGCUUUAAGAAUGCUCGUGUUUGUGAUCAUCAUGAUUUUGAUGUGAAUAAUCACUGUGGAUAGUUAGGCCAUAGGAAUGUUGACUUGGUGACUUUUGAGGACAACAGCACCUGUAGUUUCUCCCUUAUUGUUUGGUAUAUGCUCUAACUAGACUUACCAUAUAUAUUCCUCACGGGCAUUGUGGUAAGGCGCAUUAGGGAGAAAUAGAAAGAGUUCUCAGAGUACUUGGUGUAAUGUGGGGUCACAUAAUCUUUGGUACGUGGUGGAAUAUCUGUUGUAAGUGGUUUUGGGAAACUUGAAUAUUUGGUGAACAUUAUUGAGGUGGCUUUAGGCAUUCACAUCUUUCAUUUACUGAGGCGAUUUUGGGAUCUUCAGUUAGCAUUACAGUUUAAUUGGUCUUCCUAAUCUUUGCCAUUCCUCUUUCUUCAUAUACUGUAGGCAGAGUUUUUAUUCUUUCUGCAUUGAAGUUGCUAAUAUUUUGAUGGCCUCUCUUUCCUUUUUAAAUGGUUUACUCAUGUAUCAUUUGAAAUCUGCAUCUUAUUCGUCCAGAAGCUUUUUCUUUUUUCUUCUAAAGAUCCGUUCAAGAAUCUGUGUUUUUAACUGCCUUGAUCAUUUAUGGAAAAAGGAAGUUUCUAAAGGAAUAAGACGCAGUUUACUUAUGGAACAGUAGUUUCUUCGAGACUAGUGAUUUUCAUCUGUUUCUAUUCUAUGUGCAUCAGCUAUGACGUUUGGUCAACUGUAAUAUAUUAGGAGUACCUUAUAGCUUUAUGCUUCUAGAUUUGGACCAUUUACUUUUCCAUUAUCUAUACCUGGUAAAGUUGUAAUUUCUUGGCAAGUUAACUGUAGCGAGACUGAUAACUGCAAGCUGCUGAGCCAUGUUGAAUUAUUGGUUUUCAUACAUUCGUUCUUUUAACUGGGUCCAUACAUGCUGUUGUCUCAUUUUUUAGACAGUUAACUGGAAAGAUGUUUUAGCUGUAUCAUCGGCAGGCAUCAACUGUUAUUUUAUACUAGUAAGAGACUUUCGGUAGAUUUCUUAG
Messenger RNA from Rhodamnia argentea, 5208 nucleotides. RefSeq names its product nucleolin-like. Lineage: Eukaryota; Viridiplantae; Streptophyta; Magnoliopsida; Myrtales; Myrtaceae. Gene Ontology annotation, cellular component: nucleus. The record is from RefSeq and is a predicted model, not a curated record. Gene Ontology annotation, molecular function: mRNA binding. The coding region runs from base 118 to 2754 and encodes 878 amino acids. The transcript has 11 exons.